UUUAUAACAAUUUAUAUGGAGCAUGUAAUGAUUGUAGUCACGUCACCGCAACAAGUGUCAAAUUUUCAUUACAUUUCACACGAAAUACACAUUCGUAUAUAUUGUGAAUGGCAGAAAGCACUACGGUGAAUAGAUGCAUUUAAUGACAUUUCACUUUGUUUUGGUUUUAUAUUUGAGUUGCACGUGCGUUUAAACAUACAGUAAAUAAACAAAUUUGAAAUGCCACCAAUUGCACAGGAAGGCAACUGUCUGAUAUAUCAUGGGAGCAAUUUCUUAAAGCAACGUUUAGUAUUGUCUUGCCUUAGUGGCAAACCAGUGAAAAUAUCACAAAUACGUUCCGAUAACGAAGAGACACCUGGUAUACAAGAGUACGAAAUCAGUCUUAUACGAUUGUUGGAUAAAGUAACAAAUGGCACUAAAAUUGAAUUAAAUCCUGCUGGGACAGCGGUAGUCUUUAGCCCAGGACUUUUACAUGGUGGUCAACUUCAGCAUGAUUGCUGUACUGAGCGAGGGAUUGGUUAUUAUCUAGAUGCACUUAUCGCCUUAGCACCAUUUUGUAAAAAUCCAUUGAAUGUAACAUUAAAGGGUGUAACUAAUAGCGCAGAUUCACCAACAGUGGAUCAUAUAAAAGGCGCUGCUUUAUCGGUUUUAAAACGCUUCCUUGUUGUGGACGAGGGUUUAGAAUUAAAAAUAGUUCAAAGAGGUGUGCAACCACUUGGUGGUGGAGAAGUACUGUUUCGUUGUCCGGUACGUAAAAAUCUACGUAGUAUUCAGUUUGAAAAGCAAGGGAUGAUAAAACGAAUACGUGGAACUGUAUACGCAUGUAAGGUUUCUCCUGCUAUGGCUAACCGUACUGUUGAGUCCGCAAAAGGAGUAAUGCUUAAGUUUUUACCUGAUGUAUACAUAUAUUCAGACCAUAAUAAAGGUAAACUGUCAGGAAAAUCAGCUGGAUUUGGAGUGUGUCUAUUAGCAGAAACCACGGAUGGUGUUGUCUUUGGGGCGGAGGCUAUUUCAAAAUCAAAAGAGAAAACCGCUUCCAUUCCUGAAGAUGUUGGUAAUGAAGCUGCAAUGAAACUGUUAGAUGAAAUUUAUCGUGGUGGUUGUUGUGACUCAGCAUUUCAAUGGCUAGUUGCAUUGUUUAUGGCUUUAGGUCAAAAAAAUAUUUCAAAGUUUUUAACAGGCCCAUUAUCAACGUAUACAAUUCAUUUUUUACAACAUUUGCGAGAUUUCUUUUCCGUAACAUUUAAACUAGAAAAUCCUGAUGCGGAAGACGAUGAUGAAUCUUUACCAGGCGCACAAAAAGUUUUAAUGACAUGUGUAGGAAUUGGUUAUACUAAUAUCAGCAAGCGUGUCAUAUAAUAAAAUAUUAAUUAUAAUAAAUGUAUAUUAACUCUUACAUUCUUUAAAUUAUAUACUUGUAAUGUUAAAGUAGAAUUAAAGUAGUUUAUCGUUUUGAAUACUUUAAAAACUCUUAUAGUCCAAAUAACUUAUAAAGAAUAUUACCUAUAUAAUAUUGUAUAUGCCACAGACGAUUGGUUUUUAUCAAGAUAUCGCAUAUUAUAUUCAUUUAUUUAACCAAAAGCUGUUUAUUUCAUUGGAUGAUAUUCGUCACACUUGCACCAAGUGACUUCUUAUUCUGGCAACUUGAACAGCGUCUUUGUAGAAAAUAUGUUAAGUAGAUCCAUGCAGUUACUAAAAAACACUCCCCGAUCGACUUAUAUAAAAUACUUCAAAAGUGGAUUAUCGAGAUUUUUUUUCUGGUUUAGAAUUAAAAACAAAUUUGAGGUUUUUUUAUAAUCCCGUGUAGUUUCUGGGUGGAAGGAUAGAUUAAUUAAUUUUUACA
Messenger RNA from Teleopsis dalmanni, 1843 nucleotides. It is a transcript of the gene Rtc1, whose product is annotated as probable RNA 3'-terminal phosphate cyclase-like protein. Gene Ontology annotation, biological process: endonucleolytic cleavage of tricistronic rRNA transcript (SSU-rRNA, 5.8S rRNA, LSU-rRNA); ribosome biogenesis. The record is from RefSeq and is a predicted model, not a curated record. Gene Ontology annotation, cellular component: nucleolus. Gene Ontology annotation, molecular function: RNA endonuclease activity. Lineage: Eukaryota; Metazoa; Arthropoda; Insecta; Diptera; Diopsidae. The coding region runs from base 220 to 1359 and encodes 379 amino acids. The transcript has 3 exons.